AUGGAGAUCAGGAUUAGGCACAUUGCAUUCGUCGUUAUCAUUUUCACAUUUUGUAAGUUAGAAAAUUCAAAUUAAAUUUUCUAAAUUCAUUUAAAUAUUUAUUGAUUGAUUCUUUAGGUCAAUAUGUUGAUUCACAAGGUCUGAAUGAUCCAAUCACACAAUAUAUCGAAGGACGAUUAGGAAAUCGAAGAAUUUUCUGGUGCCCAAGUGGAUACGGUAAGUUAUUUCUUCUUUGCCUCAAAAUAAAAAACAGUAUUAUGUUUGUUUCUUAUAAAUUUAAUAGGAUUAUUAUUUAUAAUUAGUUCUAAAAAUAAUUCAUUAAUAAAAUGAUUACAGGAUAUUUGGCAUUCUGCCCACAACCAACUGAUUGGGAUAAUUAUAAUUGGUGUUGCACAUGGCCAUAUUUAGGAUCAUGGAAACCUUCGUGUUGUCAAUUUGCUAUACCAACUGGUGCUAUGGUUGCUGUCAUUUUAGCUGCAAUUGUUUUAUUAAUUGGUAAACAUUUUUCAAAAAUUUUCUGUUUCUGAAAAAAUAAAUCAAACUUAAUUUUUUCAGUUUUGAUUGCUUUAUCAUGUUGGUGUUGUUAUUGUUGCCCAUUAUACAAACAACUCUACGAAUUCGAUGACGAAUGA
This is a messenger RNA of Caenorhabditis angaria, 632 nucleotides long. NCBI's taxonomy places the organism in Eukaryota, Metazoa, Nematoda, Chromadorea, Rhabditida, Rhabditidae. The record is from the annotation of a GenBank genome assembly.